CAAGAAUCACCUUCAGUAUCACCUUAAGCACGUCUUACCUACUCUGAAUCACUCAUCUAUCCUCGAAUAAGCAUCCUCAACCAUGAUGGCGCCAACAUUACUCAACUUCGGCCUCCUCCUCCUCGCUCAGCUACACCUGACUUGGGCCCUCGUCCCACGCGCAUCGGCCACGUCAUCAUUGGCUUCAAACCAGCCACAACAGACGGGUACUGCCAUCAAUUGCGCCCAGUUCGAGACAGUUGUAAAGGACCAAACAUGCGAUAGUUUCCAAAACUUCGGCCUCGACCGGGAUCAAUUUAAGGCCCUGAAUCCACAGAUCAACAAGGAAUGUAAAAACCUUAUUGCCGGUGAACGCUACUGUGUGAAAUUGGCCGUAUCCAGCAGCUCUUCCAUCGACACAUCGGCGAAAACUACUCUCGCCACGGCGACUGCGAUGACCACGAUGACCACUGUAACCAAAACGACCACAACGAGCUCGGCGACCAGCUCGGUCGCCGUCGUCACGCCAAUCCCCUUCCAGACGGGAAUGGUAAAUAACUGCAUUGAAUUCUGGUACGUCACAGCAAAAGACACAUGCUAUUCCAUUGCUCAAGCAAGAGGAAAGACAGUUGGGGAUAUUACGAAGUGGAAUCCGGGUGUGAAAGAGGAUUGCAGCGAGUUGUGGUUGCACAACAACAUUUGCACAGGCGUAUCGGCUUGAUUUUAUAGUACCUAUCCAAGUAUCCAUGGAAUGGUAGGGUGAAUAGUGGUGGAUUUGUUUCAACAAUCUGUUUGAUGAGAAUAAGGGAAGGCAACUUUGGGUGCAACGUCAUUCAUUUACACUACAAGGCGAAUCGCCGUCCGCUCUCUUGGUUCUAACAUUGCGCAUAUGUUUAUGCUGGGUUUACUCAGCAAGUAUAGUUUUGCUUCCUCUAUCUAAGUUGGCUUCAAUAAAAUUAUCG
This is a messenger RNA of Trichoderma harzianum CBS 226.95, 941 nucleotides long. RefSeq names its product carbohydrate-binding module family 50 protein. The record is from RefSeq and is a predicted model, not a curated record. The transcript has 2 exons. The coding region runs from base 83 to 700 and encodes 205 amino acids. Lineage: Eukaryota; Fungi; Ascomycota; Sordariomycetes; Hypocreales; Hypocreaceae.